AUGAAGGAAACAAGAUUAAAUUCCGACCCCCCGUGCAUUUCUGCAGUUAAAGCACCUUACCAAGAUCUGUGCUUUUUGAAAACUAUGAGAGCUUAUGAAAAAAUUGAUAAAAAUACAUCAAAAGCAAUGUUGAAGAAGUUUACUCAGCAUUUAUGGUAUUUGACCGAGGAAGUAUCUGUGUUAUCGCUUUUUACGAUGAGACUCAAGACUUUCACGGAAGAAGAACAAAAGCAAUUUUUGUUACGUUGUGUACAAGAACACCGUAAAAUUUACCCUGAUUGCAAAAAGAAAACUUUAAAACGAAAGUAUAUAGAAAGGCGUUAAUACAUAAAAAUAUCAUUAAAUACUAUUUUUUCAUAAAAUUAUUGAUUGUUUUCUUUACGAAUCCUAAAUUAAGACUAAGUUACAUUUUUUUUCCAUACUAAUUCCUUAUUCACGACUUUGAAGUCAAGUCGGCACGUGAUGACAUUAAUGUAUUACUAUAAUAUAUAUUAUUUAGGCUUUUGAGGUCAAACCGAAUAAAUAUAAAGGGUAUGCGUAUCAGAUUUUGCAAAAAAAAAUUUUUCACUUAUAGCUUGGGACACUCUAAUAUACAUACAUUAAAAGUGAAAACCCCCCAUAAAGUACCUUUAAUUGUAUUAUGUUGUAUUUUACUAAAGUCUAUGGAUUAUUUCAUUACAAUUUUGAUGAAAUGAUGAAUGAAAAAAAAUAUAUUAUGUUUUG
This is a messenger RNA of Plodia interpunctella (Indianmeal moth), 723 nucleotides long. RefSeq lists its product as uncharacterized. NCBI's taxonomy places the organism in Eukaryota, Metazoa, Arthropoda, Insecta, Lepidoptera, Pyralidae. Bases 1 to 324 code for a protein of 107 amino acids. The record is from RefSeq and is a predicted model, not a curated record. The transcript has 4 exons.